Cantharellus anzutake is the source of this 879-nucleotide messenger RNA. RefSeq lists its product as uncharacterized. Lineage: Eukaryota; Fungi; Basidiomycota; Agaricomycetes; Cantharellales; Hydnaceae. The record is from RefSeq and is a predicted model, not a curated record. Gene Ontology annotation, molecular function: protein heterodimerization activity. Bases 1 to 879 code for a protein of 292 amino acids. The transcript has 4 exons.
AUGACUAGCGGGGCAAACAAGGAAAAAGAUACGCCGAAGACGUCUAGAGCCCCAAGUCCCCCUCCCGUUACUGCUCAAGUAGCUCAUGUAGGACUACGUCACGCUGUGAUUGCUCAACUGCAUGCUGCUGGCUUCUCUUCUGCACCUGUGCCCGUUCUUGAAGAACUUGAGCGUACAGCUUUGCAAUAUAUCAUGGAGAUGUACACUCUCGCCCUUGAAUAUGCUCGGGUCUCAAAUCGACUCAACGCCAAUGCUUUCGAUUUACUUGCAGCAUGUUUGGAGGCGGGAGUUGAAAUUUCUCACCUUCGUCAAAUCGCCCAUAAAAAGAAAAAGCAGGCUUUCAAGUCGAAAGUACCAACGCUGGGCCAAACACCAAGCGCUCCUUCGGCCCCGUCCUUCCUCCCUUCGGACUCAUCUGAGGAAGGGGAGGGAGAAGAAGUAACCAUAAAGUCAGGGAAAUGGGCUACGUCUACCAAAGCUAAAGCGGACAAGAACAAUAAGAAGAGCGGCGGCAAGAAGACAGAUGCCAAAAUAUCAAAGCAUUUCCGCGAACUUCCGAAGCAGUUCCCUGAGCUUCCUCCGAAGCAUACCUUCCUCCAAAGCGCUGCACCUCCUCAACCAACACGGACUCUAGCUUCACUCGAGGCCAGGUAUGCGGAUGCUGCUUCAUUGCAAGAAUCACUCCGUGUAUUGGUGCACGGCACAGAAGAUCCUCUGCCGGAACCUACUAGUUUUCCAGAUGGCAGAUCGGCAAAUCCUAAUUCAGACAGCAGAACUCCUCCAACUUUGGAAGAGUCCGGGGUCGGAGGUAUAGUUAACUUUGAGCAAGCGGAACGGACUUUUCAUGGCACUUUGAAGAGGAAGCGAUGGAAACUAUGA